Messenger RNA from Petromyzon marinus (sea lamprey), 1826 nucleotides. RefSeq lists its product as uncharacterized. Lineage: Eukaryota; Metazoa; Chordata; Hyperoartia; Petromyzontiformes; Petromyzontidae. The record is from RefSeq and is a predicted model, not a curated record.
ACGAAAGCUUCAAAUCUCGAAGUAUGUACCUAUCUAAUAAAAAAAAGAGAGCUCGUACAUAUUAAAUACUUCAUUACAUCAUCAUUGUAGUGCGACCCUUUGACGUCUUGUGAAAAAGAGCUUUGCAGCUUAUCGGAUUCCUCCAGUGUAAAUAAAUGAGUCCUAAAGGUCGCGUCGCCCACGUGGUGCUGCCCCGUGAUGUCACCACCACCACCACCACGGGGUCGGAUCGCUGAGCUGACGCGACGUGGUUCAGAGAGGCUGCCACGAGCCACCAACCUCCACCACUCGCCACGGUUAACGGUGGCCUUAACACCCACCGUAGACACACGCAAGUCGACGCGUAAUUCGGUACUAACCACUGGACAGCGACUACACCUGCCACUCGCGUGACUCUACGCUCACAGCUGUGAACGGCGAGCGGCAACCAUCACUGAACGCGUAGCUCUACUCGCCGUUGUCGCUUAUUAACUCCACACUCGCCACUGUUGACGCGUAACUCUACACCUCACCGCUGUUAACGGCAGAGAUAUCUUACGGGAUGACAACACGCCAUCGCAUAUCAAGCAAGAUCGUUUCUUAAGUCAGCAAAGGCUCCGUUGGUUCACCCCCAGUCAACCUGUUGUCUGUGGAACACCAGCAGGGACAAUGGGGAAAUCACAAAAGAAACCUCAAUCAAAGCGCUCAGCCUCUGGCAAAUCACCUGCGAAAAGGAAGAGAAAGCAGCAUGGCAAGGAGGCAGGGGGUGGACCAGCUCCAUCAAGGCCAAAGAGUGCACUUAUUUAUGACCAACAGACGGAUCUAGAGGAGAGGAUGGCUGCUUUUCAGAGCCAAGCAUUGGCUGAUGACACCCAGGACUUCAUGACCAUGGGGCAUUAUAAAAAGCUGGAGAUGAAUUACACUCAGACUCGCCUGGCUGCUUCCAAGCUCAUCUGCCACUUCCGGCUUCCAGUAGACAUUCGCGCUCUGGAAGGCAUAACUCCACAGCAGUACCUACUGCAUUACUGCACCGUGGACCGGAGAAGAUGCAAUCACUAUAAAUCCAUUUUCAUCCAAAUGCACCUGGAUAAACAUGGAUUCCUCUCCUACAAGGAUUGUCAGCAGGCUCUCAGCAAGGUGCAUGGCAACAUAGUCGGCGCUGCUCAAAUCAACACCGUCCUUGACAUCGUCGGUGCUGACAACAACAGCAAGUUUGAUUUCCACCUCUUCAGUGCCCUCUGUGCCCUCUCCGAGAGGAUGCUCUACCACGUCUUUGUGACAGAGGAGGAUGAUCACACUGGGCGUGGGAAGAGAGAUGCACUGGAGGAGGCUGACUUCUACCUACUGGACAUGAAGCUACAAGGAUGUAACAUCUCUCAAGAAAUGAGAAAGCUCUUCAGCGUUCUCUAAGAUAGCCAUCUCACUCCUGUCACUACACUGCCCCCCCCCCCCCCCCCCGCUACCAUGUCCACACCAGCAAUAUAAGUAAAAUUAAGUUUGUUUCAAUAUCACCUCCAUUUGUUGCAUCCAUUAUAUAUAGUUUAAGGUUUUUAAAUAGUAUUUAAUCAGGUAAGGAAGUAUUACACGUGUUAUUAUGUAAAAAGAUAAUGCCCUUAUGCCUCCAUCCUCAUUUUUAUUUCCACAGGAACAAUUGUUGCUGAUUGGGACACAAAAACUUAUAAUAACAAAAUAAAUUGGAAGCUGUCUUAGGGGCAUGAUGUAUUGUUGGAGGGGGAGCGGUAAUGUCGUGGUUAGCACACUGCGCUACGAACCCGAAAAUCUGAGUUUGAGUCCCGCUCACAAUCAAUAACAGUGGCGCAUAUUUAAGUCGACUCAGCCUUCAAUGA